AUGAAUAAAUUCACGAACACCCCGAAGGAGAUCGACCAUUACGUCGAAAUAAUCAACAAGCAAUUGUAUUUCGCCGUGUUGAAGGAAAAGCAGAUCAUCAAGCUGAAGAACAACGCCACCACGUUGUUCUUUUGCAUCGAUCAAGAGCUGGUUUACGACAACUAUUACAACGAUUUCGGUCCUUUAAAUGUCUCCUGCUUCUAUAAGUACAGCUACAAAUUGAAGAAGUACCUCCAGUUCGCCAACGGUACUAAAAUUGUGGUGCAUUACACGUGCGAUGAUCCGGAGAAGAAAGCCAACGCCGCUUGUUUGAUGGGAUGUUUCAGCGUGAUGUACCUCAAUUUCCAUCCGAAGGAAAUCUGGUGUAUUUUGCAGGAAUUGGGGCCUUAUAAAAACUAUUCGGACGCUUCUCAACAAGUAAGCAGUUUCACGCUGAAAAUAAAAGAUUGCUUACAGGCUCUGCAGAAAGCGUUGAUGUACAAUUUCAUAAAUUUCGACGAUUUCAACGUGGUCGAAUACGAUUUGUACAACAAACUGCAAUACGGCGACAUGAACUGGCUGAUUCCGAGGAAAUUCCUGGCCUUCAUCGGCCCGGCGGAAAAUUAUUCCGCCCAUCCUCCCGAAUUCUAUCUGAAAUACUUCCUCAAAAACGACGUCAAGACCAUCAUUCGACUGAACAAUCCACUGUACAACUCCCAAGUGUUCACCCAGCUCGGCAUUCAGCAUUUCGAUUUGAUAUUCCGCGACGGGUCCACUCCUCCCAAGGAAAUUCUCAUGAAAUUUUUAUCUAUUGCUGAAAUGGCACCAGCUGCUAUUGGUGUACAUUGCAAGGCGGGCCUGGGAAGAACUGGUUCGCUGAUUGGAGCUUACAUCGUGAAGCACUACAUGAUGACCGCCAGAGAAGCCAUAGCCUGGAUGCGAUUGUGCAGGCCCGGCUCGGUGAUAGGCCAACAGCAGAAAUGGCUGGAGAAACUGGAAUCGUGGCUGUGGAAAACCGGAAGCCAGUACAGAAUCCGUCAGUACGGUGCUGAUAAAAUUCCGAAGCACAAGUACGGCAUAUACAGCAAGGAAUGGCCGAUGGAAAGGGAAAGGAUAAUAACGGACGCGAAGCGAAAGAUCCAGGACUCGUUCACCAGCGCGCAAAUGGAGAGGACCUUGUACAGGAAGCGCAUAUCCUCCAGCACCGACUCGUUCACUAGGAACAGCGUCCAAGUGUCGAGGAGGGUGGGCUCGUCGAAUUCGUUCAAGAUGGGCAUCAACUCGAAGUCGCAGAAAUCGAAUCAAUGCGAGGCGAAGGACGCGUCGGGUAUGUGGGAGCCCGUGCAGGCGAAAUUCUCGAAUUUUUCGAGCGUCGAGAGCCACAAUGCGAAGAAGAGGCGCGGCGAGAUGUGUGUACAGUCGAAUUGGAACAGGAACUCGCAGGGCACGCAGGGCGAUAAGUUGAAUCUGAUCAAGGCGAAUUGGGGUUAUAAUAUGAACGAAAUUCGCGGUUAUUCUUCCAUCAUACCGAAGUAG
Phyllotreta striolata is the source of this 1515-nucleotide messenger RNA. The record is from the annotation of a GenBank genome assembly. Lineage: Eukaryota; Metazoa; Arthropoda; Insecta; Coleoptera; Chrysomelidae.